This is a messenger RNA of Perca flavescens (yellow perch), 2403 nucleotides long. It is a transcript of the gene nudt4b, whose product is annotated as nudix (nucleoside diphosphate linked moiety X)-type motif 4b. Gene Ontology annotation, molecular function: bis(5'-adenosyl)-pentaphosphatase activity; endopolyphosphatase activity; diphosphoinositol-polyphosphate diphosphatase activity. Gene Ontology annotation, cellular component: cytoplasm; nucleus. The record is from RefSeq and is a predicted model, not a curated record. NCBI's taxonomy places the organism in Eukaryota, Metazoa, Chordata, Actinopteri, Perciformes, Percidae. Gene Ontology annotation, biological process: adenosine 5'-(hexahydrogen pentaphosphate) catabolic process; diphosphoinositol polyphosphate metabolic process; diadenosine pentaphosphate catabolic process. The transcript is spliced from 5 exons. The coding region runs from base 348 to 908 and encodes 186 amino acids.
CCAUGCGCAAAUGGAUCCAGAGGAGGGCCGUGCUGUGUAGGCUGUAGUCUACAUAAGAUCUCUGCCUGCGGGGCUGCACACGCACUGCCGACUGGAAAUCACAGUGAGCAGCUAGAGCCUUGACCCGCAUGUGUCUUUCGCUGAUUGUAUUAGGAAAAAAAAUAAUCCAGCAUAGUCUGACGGGUACCUUGGGAUCUCUCCAACAACCCCCUCCCUCCUCCUUACUGACCAUCUCGGACCACGGAUGCAGAGAGCAGCAGCGAUGCGGUGGCUCUGCUGUUAACUCAUUGGACCCUCUUCCCUCUGUUUUUGCCGGUUUUAUCUAAAGGAGGCAGAAUAAACCAAUAAUGAAGCUCAAACCGAACCAGACCAGGACAUACGAUGGCGAGGGCUUCAAGAAACGAGCAGCAUGUCUGUGCUUCAAGAAUGAACGUGAAGAAGAGGUUUUGCUGGUCAGCAGCAGUCGGCACCCGGAGCAGUGGAUCGUCCCCGGAGGUGGGAUGGAGCCAGAGGAGGAGCCAUGCGGUGCAGCCGUGCGAGAGGUGUUUGAGGAGGCCGGUGUAAAGGGCAAGCUAGGACGUCUGCUUGGCGUGUUUGAGCAAAACCAGGAUCGGAAGCACCGGACAUAUGUGUAUGUGUUGACUGUCACAGAAACACUAGAGGCCUGGGAAGACUCCGUCAACAUCGGCCGUAAGCGGGAGUGGUUCACCGUGGACGAGGCCAUCAAAGUGCUGCAGAGCCACAAACCUGUCCACGCCGAGUACCUGCGGAGGCUCCAGCUCAGCUGCUCCCCAACCAACGGAAACUCAAUCCUCCCGAGCCCUCCGCCAAACGACAACUACCCCCAUUACAGCGCUACCGCCACCACACCCUCGACGGGCAACGUGUUGGGCUCCUCGUGCAGAUAGGACUGCAACUAAACCUCGUGUCCUGUCAAGCUUGGACAGUUCACUGAAAGUCUGUACAGUCUUGCAUGAAUCAAAUGACUUUUCAGAGACAUGGCUCUCCUGUAUGUAUCAUUUCUAGUCUUAGCUCCAGGACAGACCAAAGCCAUCACCAGAACUGUUUAAAAGACUUGUGUGACAGAGCAGCAGAAGUCUCUGACAGGAAAACCUCAGAUAUCUCAAGAACAUUUUUCUUUUGCUGGCAAACACCAGACCGAUGAGCUGAAGCUUGGGAAGAGGAAGCUGCAGACUCAGCUGGAGUGAAUGACCUGGUGAAGGAACGCCUUACAGUAACUUUGUAUGAAUGUUGUAUUUGGGUCGUCAGUCAUUUUUUAUUUUAUUUUUAGCAGAAUGGAUAUGCUUUCUAGUCAAUAAAAGAGUAAUUGACCCCAAAGCACAUCCACGUGGGGAAUGUUUCCAGACAUAAUAAUGUCUUUCACUAGUCAUCAACCCAUGAUGACAGCAGCACAUGUCAUAUUCUACUACAUGGAUCUCAUUUUUAAAAAGACACCUGAGCAUUGAUAUGUUUCAAGGAUCUCCCCUGUUGCAUUUUCAUGUUAAGUGGGAUUUUCUUUGCACCAUGUAAUCAUCGAUGAUUGACAUUAGUCUAAACUUUAAGUAACUUGGCUUAUAAAGACAACGCCAGCCCCAACAUCUCCUUUCAAGAAAUGGAUGAUUGUGUUAAAAUAGAAGUAACUAAAGUGACAAUAUUUUACAUAAUUAAUAAAAACAAGAGAACAAAAUGAAAUUGAAAAGGCCAUGCCAGAAAUGGCUUGUUUUCCUAAAUGGCAGGGUCAAAGGUCAAAGACGUACUAUCUCACAUGACUGCACCAGCUGUCAGUGAGUUGACCCCUCCGUUAACAGGAUCUGAGUCAUGUCGCCGUGUUCGAUAUCCUUUGACACAACGCUGCUGUGUUCAUGGUUUCACUUUGACGUUCCUACUCCACUAACCUUGACUGAUCCAACAAACUGGUCUGUUGAAUGUUUAAAGCCACAUACCUUUGUUACAGUUUCCCACGUUGUCAAAGUGAACGUUGUUAAUGGUGUAAAGGACAUCUUUGCCUUACGUAUUACGUGCUGCUAGGGUCAAUUGAGUUUAUUUCAACUCUCUGGUAAUUAAAAAAGUGGAUUUUCUUUAAAUGAAAAUGAAUCAUUGUUGACUGCUCUCAAAAUAACGUUUAGCAGUUUUAUCAUGUCUCAUGGUGCUGCAGGGCAGUUUGAUAGAAACUGACCACCAAAUGACAUCAUUUCCAUGUACGAGUUGAUUGUUUUUCCCAUCACCUACUUGUAACCAAGAUUACAUGCGCCUUGGGCUGCAACUUACAAUUAAUUUCACUCUGGAUUCAUCUGCCGAUUAUUUUCUUGAUUCAUCUAUUAAUAGUUUGGUCUAUGAAAUGUCAUUUGUGAAAAAUGCCCAUCACAGCUUUGACUGGUUAAAAAUAAAAAAAAAAUAAAGUGA